AUGGUUCGUGUCUUGUUUCUCAUUUAUGCAGUCCCUGCUGUGCUGGUUUGCAACAGCGGUGGAGCUUUAUGCCAGCUGGGCUUUCAAAACGCCAUCCCAGCCUCACUCGAUCGAGAUGUGACUCUACCUCCGUUUCCAACAGUCAACGUGCACUUGGAUGAGGCGCCACCAUCGGACGAAAAGGAGACAGCUCUAGCUGCGGUUCUCAGGGAGCAGAAAACCGCGCAACAGCGAAUGAGAAGCGCUUUUGUAGCAAGAAGAAGGGCGUUCCAAGCCCUCAUGAGUGAUCAACAGGAGUCUGUCCAGUUCUUGAGAGACCUGGCAGAAGCAUCGUAG
Molecule: messenger RNA, 336 nt
Organism: Besnoitia besnoiti
Lineage: Eukaryota; Apicomplexa; Conoidasida; Eucoccidiorida; Sarcocystidae
Exons: 4
Coding region: 1-336 (111 amino acids)
Source: RefSeq, a predicted model, not a curated record